AGGGAAUACAAGUACUGGGCUGUGUCAGCAGUUGCCUCACUCUCUGGCUGCAACUUUACCGAGAACCAGACGCCUGAGACCAUUCAGACCCACAGCAGCUGAGGCAGUGUCUAAGGAAGGACUAUGGAGAUCCCAUUGUGUCUGAUUGAAAACCCUGAAAAUGGCAAAUUCCGGGUAAAUCCUGAGGCGAUUGACGUCCUGUCCCAGAUCAGCCAGCCGGUGGUGGUGGUGGCAAUCGUAGGCCUGUAUCGUACAGGAAAGUCCUAUCUGAUGAACAAGCUGGCUGGAGCCCGGAGAGGGUUUGAUUUGGGCUCUAAUGUCCAAGCUAAGACCAAGGGCAUCUGGAUGUGGUGUCUUCCCCACCCCACCAAGGACAAUCACACCCUGGUUCUGCUGGACACAGAAGGGCUGGGGGACGUGGAGAAGGGGGACACGAGGAAUGACACGUGGAUCUUCUGUCUGGCCGUCCUACUCAGCAGCACCUUCGUCUACAACAGCAGAGGGGUCAUUGAUGAGGACGCCAUUGAAAAGCUCCGAUUUGUGGGGGAAAUGUCUGAAUUUAUCAAGGUAAAAACUAAAAACAAUGAUGACGAGGAAGAUGAGUUCUCCAGACACUUUCCCGCUUUCGUCUGGGCGGUCAGAGACUUCACUCUGAGGCUGGAGCUGGACGGAGAAGCCAUCACAGCGGACGAUUAUCUGGAGAACGCGCUGAAGCUGCAGAAAGAUGGGAACAACAAGAAGAUGCGCAACACCUGCAGAGACUGUAUCCGGAUGUACUUCAAGUCGCGCAAAUGUUUUGUGUUUGGCUUCCCUACGGGGGACAAAUAUUUACUCCAGAGGAUGGAUGAGGUGUCAGAGACGCAGCUCAGUCCGGCAUUUGUAGCCCAGACCCGGGAAUUCUGUGAUCACAUUUACGAGACGGCUGGCGUAAAACGCUUGGCUGAGAUACACGCGGUCACUGGGAGAGUGUUAGGAGACCUGGCCAACCUGUACGUAGAAGCUAUAGGCUCCUCCAAUGUCGCCUGCUUGGAGAAUGUGGCGGGAAAUAUAUCUGAUUCACAAAACAAGGCAGCUGUGCGGGAUGCCACGCAAUACUAUGAAGCCACGAUGAAGGAGCGCGUUGUGUUCCCUACUGAGACACUGAAGCAGUUUAUGGAGCUGAGCAAACAGUGUGAGAAUGAAGCUCUUCAGAUGUUCCUGAAAAAGGCCUUCAAGGACAAAGAUCUAUUGUACCAGACAGAGUUCAUGAAAAACAUAGAAAUGAAAAAAAGUGAAUUCUCCGGGAUGAACGACAUGAGGUCUCGGGAGUAUUGCCAGGAGCUGAUUAGGAAACACACUGGAGACUUUGAGAAAGCUGUGACAGACGGCUUGUACUCCACGUCAGGCGGGUACCAGAGGUUUAAGGAGGACAUGAAGCUCCUUGAAGAGAAAUACAACAGUGAGCCACAUAAAGGCACACAGGCUGAGACAAUUAUUCAGGAGUUUCAAAAGUCCAAAGAAUCACUUGGAAAUACUAUUAUGAUGAAUGAUAACGUUUUAAGUGAAAUGGAGAAGAAACAGGAAGAGGAAAGGAUGAGGAAGGAAAAAGAAGAGAUGAAGAAGAAAAUGGAUGAAAUUAAAUCAUCAGAGGAGAAGCUAAAGUCUGAGGACCAGAAAAGGACCCUAGAGGAGAACUUUAAACAGCUGCUGGAGAAGAUGCGUGCUGAGAACCGUAUGCUCCGGGAUAGUCUAAUGUCUACCAUGCAUCAGAAGUCUAGAGAGCAGCAGUUGUACGCGGCGCAGGGGUGUGAAAAACACGCCAGAAUGUACCAGGAGCAGGUACACGACUUGCAGAGGAAGAGAGACGAGCUGGGUGACAAUGGAUGGGUCCAAAGACUGGGUUCUGUAUUUCAGCUCGUCCUUCCCCUUGUUCUACCGAAAGUGGUCACUAUAGGUGGCGCCAUAAUCUUAGGCAUAGCAAAAUACUUCUCCAGAUAAUGGAACACUGACACAUUAUACUCGAGGUAUACAUAAUGGAGCACUGACACAUUAUACUCGAGGUAUACAUAAUGGAGCACUGACACGUUAUACUCGCAGUAUACGUUACCAGUGUGAAUCUGUGUAACACAGAGACGUACAGGGUGUUGUUUGAUAAGAUGUACAUUAUAAGAGUCUGUCAUUUCACAUUUUGGAGUAUGGCAGUCUCAUCCAAAAGCGUGUUGUUGUUUUUUUGUGGGGUUUUUUGUGGGUCGCCCUCAUUUGGGUGCGGUAGAUAGAUAUGUGUAUAUUAGUGCUGCCCCCUGACAAUCCUGGCUCCCACACAUCAGUGCACAACUUGGGCACAUAGGGGUAAAUUUACUAAGAUGGGAGUUCUAUUUAAGAUGGGAUGUUGCCUAUAGCAACCUCUCAGAUUCCAGGUAUUUUCUUCUAGAAGGUGCUAGAUAAAUGAGAAGUAGUAUCUGAUUGGUUGCUAUAGGCAACAUCCCAUCUUAAAUAGAACUCCCAUCUUAGUAAAUUUAUCCCGUUGUGCGUUCGGCACUUUGGCGGAGCAGCUGUAUAAUAUACUAUAGGGACACAAGUGUAGUAUCUGCAGGUCUGAUGAUGGUGCUGGUGCAGAGAUGGAUGCAAUGCUGAUAUGUACGGACUUGAGCGAUUAUCGGCCGACUGCGCACUCGCCAAGGUACCUUAGCAAUGCCACUCGCCGCGAGGAUUUAUUCGCAAAGUGAUUGACAGACAGGGAACAUAUAAAGGAGGUAACACGGAGUGCGACAAAAACACCGCCAUGUCACAACUAUUUUCGGGGAGUGUCUCAGCCUAUAACUGCAAACCCGUACACAUACAUAACAUGGCGCCAGUGUUCCCAUGGCUAUUUUGCGCAACCAAAGGGUUACUCAGGGAGUCGAUUAUCGAUGGAUCUGCAAUCGCCGCUGCGCGUUUGAACCCAGUUGCUUGGAUCGGUGAAGCCGCCGGUGGCCUCUCAAUAGAGAUCCUGGUGUCUGUGACAUUCGCAAUUUUUUGCGCAUAAGCUGCAUGGGGGGAUCGCUGCUGCGAAUAUACGUAUUAGCAUUCAUCUCUGAUCAGGUCCAUGGGCCAGCUAAACCCGAUCAUCCACAGCCAGUGACCUCAUCCAUACAGCAAUAUUGGGCCACAGUACCCCUGUCUCGUGGUGCACAGGGGGCAAAAGAUCUGCAAACCAGAGUCCAUCUCUCAUCACUACACACCUUCUCCUAUAGUACAGCUCAGUCUAGCAUUGCCUGAUGCUUAUAUAACCCAGAGCGUGCGAGGACACAUGUACUGUCUGUAUUACGCAUGCCACGUUUGCAUGAUUUCUCUUUUUACAUUACCUUGACGUGCGUAUGGAAAUGCAACACCAAAGUGCACCAUGGCGGUCCAACGUUUUUCUUAAUAAGAAAAGGGAAUUAGGUAAAAACCGGAAUGGUCUGUACCCCGUAACUCCGGACCAGACACGACAGGCUCCAUUCAGCAAACGUUGGCCCUCUGGAGCUUGUAGUACAGACGGGAAUGGACGGGAUGUGCACUACAAGCUCCAGGGUGGCAGAGGUUGCUGCAUGGAGCCGGUCAGGCGUUCCGAGUUCCGGACCAUUCCAAUUUUUAUCCAAUCCCAAAGAAUAGGUGCCAAACCCCACUAGUUCUAAACUGCUGCAAGACUCAUGUCCUCUAGUGGCUGUGACCCUAUGGAGAGAACACCCCUCCGCUGGUACUGUCAUAGGAACUGUGUUGUUCCCGUCUCCUUGCGCAAGCCGCUUCUCUGGGCUGUAAUAAAACCAACGCAGACGUAUCUUAGCAAAGAGCGUCAGAGCUACACACCUGCCUUUAGCACUCAGGAUACGUGUGCUGGACGAUGUACUAUUUCAUUGCCUGCUUCCACAGCUAUCUGAGGCUCGCCUUGUAGUGGAGGAUAAAGAGUUGCAUUAUAUUCCAUAUAUUCAUACAGUAUUAUCUAUUUGUUUGUUUUUUAUCUUAUAUUUGCAAUUUGUAACCAAUCAAGCAACUUGUUUUUCCCUUCAAACUGUAACUAUAUAUUUGUGCUGUAUUUUAUUAAAUAGCAUGGUAUCAUACCAA
Pseudophryne corroboree (corroboree frog) is the source of this 4062-nucleotide messenger RNA. Its product is annotated as guanylate-binding protein 1-like. Gene Ontology annotation, molecular function: GTP binding; GTPase activity. The coding region runs from base 124 to 1977 and encodes 617 amino acids. The record is from RefSeq and is a predicted model, not a curated record. The transcript has 11 exons. Lineage: Eukaryota; Metazoa; Chordata; Amphibia; Anura; Myobatrachidae.